Messenger RNA from Phytophthora sojae, 516 nucleotides. RefSeq lists its product as hypothetical. NCBI's taxonomy places the organism in Eukaryota, Oomycota, Peronosporomycetes, Peronosporales, Peronosporaceae. The record is from RefSeq and is a predicted model, not a curated record. The transcript has a single exon. The annotation marks the transcript as partial.
AUGCGAUUCGAGGCCCACAUUUCAGCCCAGACUCAAGCCAAAGGAGGGACCAAGCCGACUCAGCAGCAGCAUCAGUCAAAACGAGGAUUUGGCGGGACGCACGGUGCUACCAAGGUAAACAGCACUGACGACCGACACCAGCACAAGGUGACCAACAAGGCCAAGCCAAGACCGACCGGUGAUCGUCCGCCGAAGAAGUGCUUCAAAUGCGGUGACCAGACGCAUGGCGUGUUCCAGUGUCCUGCCAUUGCGAGUCCAUCCGAAGCAAAGGAGCUCUACGAGGCAAGAACUGGGAAAAAGACGCUGAAACCUGUAUUAGCCGUGACGGCGUCGGAUUCUAAGGUGGCUACAUCGACUUUAGCCAUUCCGUGUGUUGUAAUGGACAACGUUGAGACGGAAAUCACCCCCGACAGUGCCGCCGAGGUGUCAAUGGUGACUGCAAAAUCACUGAAGCUGUUGACAGCGAAGGGGGUCUGGCUCAACAAGCAGGAUAUUGACGGUGGAGCGGCCAUCACU